This is a messenger RNA of Alosa alosa (allis shad), 3224 nucleotides long. It is a transcript of the gene arhgef16, whose product is annotated as Rho guanine nucleotide exchange factor (GEF) 16. The transcript is spliced from 15 exons. The record is from RefSeq and is a predicted model, not a curated record. NCBI's taxonomy places the organism in Eukaryota, Metazoa, Chordata, Actinopteri, Clupeiformes, Clupeidae. Gene Ontology annotation, molecular function: protein binding; guanyl-nucleotide exchange factor activity. Bases 662 to 2686 code for a protein of 674 amino acids. Gene Ontology annotation, biological process: activation of GTPase activity.
UGUGGUGACGUAAACUCGCACAGAUAGGAGACCUCGGGCAGCAGUGCGUCGGGGAGGAAGUUGAGAAACCUAUGGUGACAGGUAAACCUACUCUAGCCUGUUCUCAGAAAAUACAGGACUGUUUAGAAGGAUAUCCAAAGCAUAGCCUGCGUAAAACCAUUGGGAAUAUGUCACCGCUAUGGGUUCUUGUUGAUAAACUAGACGAGAUCUGCUGUUAACCGUGCCGUCCUGCUGUUGGCAAGGCUGCGUGGAGCGCGUGAGAUAAACCGUGCCCUUUCCUCCACACAUCUGUCUCAACACGCCCAGCCUGCAGAGCGGAGCCUCUCUCUCUAGCCUGGGGCACCAGCGGGGACAUCAAACAUCCUGCUCCGGGUCAGCCCAUAGGGAACUGGGUUAGUACCAGAACACAGUCCACAGGGAACCGGGAGAAUACCAGAACUCAACCCAUUUGAGAUUUGGGUUAGUACCGGAACACAUCCCAUAAGGAACUGGGUCAGCACCGGAACACAGCCCACAGAGACACAGAUCAGGCUCAUUGUUGUAUGCCUGAGAAGAAUCCACAUCAGAACCUAGAGUCAAGAGAGACCUCUCGUGCAGCUUGAGUGGAUUCUCAGCAGUGCUAGAACGUGGGCCAGGUUCCAGGUUCUAUCAGAACAGCGUCAUGUCCAACAGGCUCUCUGACGGUUCCACGGGGGACACGGCACCCCUGCUGCUGGAACAACGCUUCAGGUCUGACCUCCAACUGAACACACACACACACACACCCGACACAGACACACACACGCCCGACACAGACACACAAACAGACGCAGGUGCGCAGGUGGUGCUCAGCACGCAGAGUAAGGUGGCCCAGAGACUGGGCAGUGCCCAGCUCAUCCCCAAGAGCCUGGCGCAGUCCAGCCGACCCAAGAUGCGCCACCACACCACAGUGGUCACGCUGCCGGUCGGCGCACUGGACACACACAAGGCCAAGUGUGUGUCGCACAUGCCCGACCUGUCCUGGGAGGAUUACGACAGCGACGGCGAUGGGUUUGCGCUGCGCCGUAACCGUAGGAACAAGUCGUACCGCGCCGCCGUCACCAGCCUGAGUGCUGACGCCAUGGCGAUGGAGCGCAGGGAAGCGAGCACGCUCAGACCGGUGGGAGAGGAGAGGGCACCAAGUCCGCAACCGACCACACACAGACCAGUACGCAAGAGAACCUUUGGGAGGAAGAGGAACCAGAAGCACGGAGGGUCGUUUAAAGAUCAACCGCGCCUCUACCAGGAGAUCAAGGAGCGAGGUUUGCAGAACACUGACGAGGACUUCACCCAGACGGAACCGCCGCCAGAGGACCAGGGCAUUGUGGUGAAGAACUACCGCCCUGCCCACAUGACCUGGAGUCAGCUGCCUCAGGUGAAGGACACGGGCAUCCUGGAGCUGAUCUCACCUGAGGAGCGCAAACGCCAGGAGGCCAUCUUUGAGAUCCUGACGUCGGAGCACUCGUACCAGCACAGUCUGAGCAUCCUGGUGCGCCACUUCAAGAAGAGCGAGGAGCUGCGGAGCACCAUGACGACCACAGAGCACCACCACCUCUUCUCCAACAUCUCCGUCAUCCACAGUAUCAGCAAGAGGUUUUUUGAGGACCUGGAGAAACGCCACACCAUCCAUCCCGUCAUCCAAGACAUCAGUGACAUCGUCCAGAACCACGCCACCAAUCACUUUGAGCCCUACAUCGUCUACUGCGCCAACGAGACCUUCCAGCAGAGGACACUACAGAAGCUCCUCUCCAGUAACGUUGCGUUUAAGGAGGCUCUGAAGCGUAUCGAGUGCAGCCCUGAGUGUGGAUCUCUACCCAUGAUCUCCUUCCUCAUCCUGCCCAUGCAGAGAGUCACACGACUGCCCCUGCUCUUGGACACCAUCUGCCAGAAGACUCCUGCUCAGACUGCAGAGUACUUUGCUGCCUGCUGGGCUCUCAAGGCUAUCAGUAAGCUGGUGAAGAGCUGUAAUGACGGGGCGAGGAAGAUGGAGAGGACGGAGCAGAUGUACAGCAUCCAGAAGCAGAUGGACUUCGGCAAGAUUAAGCCGUUCCCGCUGGUGUCGUCGUCUCGGUGGGUGGUGAAGAGCGGAGAGCUGGCGGUGUGCACGGAGGAGCUCAGUCUCUUCUGGAAGGCCUUCAGCCACCGCAGCUACUUCCUCUUCCUCUUCAAUGACGUCCUCAUCAUCACCAAGAAAAAGGGCGAGGAGACAUUUGUGGUGCUGGACUACGCCACGCUGGAGCACGUGUGUGUGGACGAGGAGCCGGGCAGCGGUGCCAACCCCCUGCAGCUGCGCGUGGUCAUGGCCCAGAACAGCACCGGGCACAAGGAGCAGAUCGGCCUGGUGGCAGAGUCCAAACUGGAUAAGGCUCGCUGGGUGACUGCCCUCCGGGAGCACAGACGAGCAGAGCGCGACACAAACAGAGAUGAGCUGCCGCAGUACGAAGCCACUAAGGCCUAUAUGCCGAAGACUCCAGAUGAGCUGGGUCUACAGCAGGCAGAGGUGGUGAUCGUGGAGCAGGAGGUGGAAGGGUGGUGCCACGGGGAGCGGAUGCGUGAUGCGGAGCGCGGCUGGUUCCCCUCGUCCUGCGCCAGCCAGAUCACCAGCCGCAUCACCAUGAUGUGCAACAUAAGCCGUAUGGAGCGCCUGCGCAAAGAGACCAUAGUCUAACACACACAAUCAACAGGAGUCUUGGACAACAGGGGACCAACACAUGAGCCAACACCCACACACACCAGCAGACCGCAGCCUUUAACUACAUAUCUGGACAGUCGUGAGGACUCGCCCCUGCCUGUACACAACUGGAGGGCGGCACAGUGUGGAGAUGCACUAACCUCCAUAAACCUCUCCACUCCUGUGUUUGUACUUGUGGCUAAAUACUUGACAUUUACUAACACUAAACUGGCUGUUCUAAAAAUGUGUUUAGAUGUUUUCUGUUAAAAUGCAUGUAUGAUUGUGUCAGUUCAUGUAUGUAUGAGUUUUUAAAAGUUACUUCAGUCAUUCUGAAGGGUAUAGUUAAUACACACUUCAUGCCUUCACUAAGUGACCAGGUCUUUUCAGCAUUGUGGGGUGACCAGUGAUUCACCUGCCUCAAGUGAAAUGAUCGAGUCCAGACAAAUGGUAAAGUUCGUCUUUGACUUUUAUUUGAGCUUGCCUUUUUGUCAAAAUUCAUGUUUGAAUACAUAAAAAGUUAUUUAAAAAUGUCAAA